Messenger RNA from Ustilago hordei, 1161 nucleotides. RefSeq lists its product as uncharacterized. Lineage: Eukaryota; Fungi; Basidiomycota; Ustilaginomycetes; Ustilaginales; Ustilaginaceae. The transcript is spliced from 2 exons. The coding region runs from base 1 to 1161 and encodes 386 amino acids. The record is from RefSeq and is a predicted model, not a curated record.
AUGGUGCACACUUCCGACAAACAGCACCUCCUGGAUGACAUUGAGACCACCAUCAUGCAUUCAUUGAUGGUGGAAUCCAAGAUGCAACUUGAUCUGAUGGAUGUCGAUGCCACUUGGCACCCUAAUGAUGACCUUGAAGCUUCUGAUGAUGACAUGUUUGAUCAUGCUAUCUCAUUCAUGCUCAUCAGGACUUACAACAUCAUCAGCCAUGAGGUAGUAACCUUUGCAACUGAAGACGAGCAUGCUAAGGCAAAAGCAUGGGUUGCUGAUAAGAGUGGAGUCAAGGAAUGGUCUAGAGGAUGGUUGGUGGUAGAUGGUACACACAUCAAUCUUGCUUGGAAGCCAGCACUCAAUGCUUGCGAGCAUUACUCAUACAAGGGUGAUUAUACAUUCAACAUUGCCCUUGUCUUCCUCCCUCAUUCCUUGUGCAUUGUCAAGUCGGUGGUUGGACAUCCUGGGUCAUCACAUGAUGCGCGAGUCUGGGCUUCAGGCAGUGGUAUUGUUGCAAAGCCUCAUUUGCAUCUUGAUGAAGGUGAGUUUGUCUGGGUUGAUGCUGGUUAUGGCUACUCCAGCUACACAGUUGGACCGUACAGCAACACUGCAGCUGCAAAGAGCAGAGAUCUCCACUACUUCAACUAUUCACUCUCCUGCAUUUGUGUCAAGGCCAAACAUGGCAUUGCCUACCUCAAGAACUGCUUCCAAUGUCUCAUGGGAUUUCAAGGCAACCUGUAUCGAGAAGAGGACCACGAGAAAGCUGCACAUAUGGUCCAGGCUUGUAUCAUUGCACAUACAUUCGCAAGCCAUUAUGAUCGACCAGAUGAGGUGGCAGAAUACCUUAAGGCAUCAGAAACUCUAUCUGAAGCUGAGGUGCUGGAGACCACGUCAGGGAUGGAAGCAUAUCAGCAGGCUACCGAAGAUGCAAGGAUACAACGAAGGGAAAACCAGCAGCAAUACGAACAGGAACAGGCUGCUGCCAUGGAGGGCAUGUCUCAGAACCGAGUCCAGAAGUUCAGGCAGGAGAAAGCACUGGAUCUUAGGGAGGAGAUGCUCACUGCACUCUUUACUUCUCAUGGCUGCCCUUUUGAGGACACAACAGCAGAAUCUCAAAGGAUGGGAAUGACAACAUUGGCCUUCGCCAAAUGGCAGGAGAGACAAAACUGA